This is a messenger RNA of Arabidopsis thaliana (thale cress), 1576 nucleotides long. Its product is annotated as Protein with RING/U-box and TRAF-like domain. Gene Ontology annotation, cellular component: multivesicular body; cytoplasm; autophagosome. Bases 457 to 1440 code for a protein of 327 amino acids. Gene Ontology annotation, biological process: protein ubiquitination; ubiquitin-dependent protein catabolic process. The record is from RefSeq and is marked reviewed. The transcript is spliced from 3 exons. Lineage: Eukaryota; Viridiplantae; Streptophyta; Magnoliopsida; Brassicales; Brassicaceae. Gene Ontology annotation, molecular function: zinc ion binding; ubiquitin protein ligase activity.
GAACGGUUCAGAUUUGAUCUUUCUUCUUUUCUCUCUCUCUCUCUCUCUCUCUCUCUCAGUUUCAGAGAUCAAAAGAGACCAACGAAGAAAAAAGCACCGCUUUUGCAGAAUCGGUGACGAUAGAAAGAGAAAGACAGAGAGAGAGGGAGGGUUAGAGAGUCAGGGGCUAUUUGAUUCCCCUGGAAAAUUUCAGAUAUUUGUUUCUUCAUCUUCUUUCCUUAUUUCUCUCUUUCUCGUUUUUACCAGAUUUGUCUUACGAAUCAAUUCUCAAAGAUACCCAAAAGUGGUAGGGAAGCAAAGUACUGUUUUAUUUUGCUUUUGAUUCUAUCAAAAUCAGCGGUGAAAGAAAGGAAUUUUUUUUAUUAUCAGAGAAAGAGAGAUUCUUGAUAAUCGAAUAGACCUAGAUUUUUUUUUGAAUUUAGGGCUUUUUUGAUUUUUGAGAAAUUGAUUGUGGUAAUGGAGACAGAUAGUAUGGAGUGCGUCUCAUCUACGGGUAAUGAGAUCCAUCAGAAUGGUAAUGGCCACCAAUCUUACCAAUUCUCUUCGACGAAGACUCACGGCGGAGCCGCUGCUGCCGCCGUCGUUACCAAUAUUGUUGGCCCAACAGCAACUGCUCCGGCCACUAGCGUGUAUGAGCUUCUGGAGUGCCCUGUCUGUACCUAUUCUAUGUAUCCUCCUAUCCAUCAGUGUCAUAAUGGACAUACAUUGUGCUCGACCUGUAAAGUGAGGGUUCAUAACAGGUGUCCCACAUGUAGACAAGAACUUGGAGAUAUUAGAUGUUUAGCUCUUGAGAAAGUAGCCGAGUCGCUUGAGCUGCCUUGCAAGUUUUACAAUCUGGGAUGUCCUGAGAUCUUUCCUUACUACAGCAAACUGAAGCACGAGUCUCUCUGUAACUUCAGACCUUACAGUUGUCCUUAUGCUGGUUCGGAGUGUGGUAUCGUAGGGGACAUCCCUUUUCUUGUAGCCCAUCUCAGGGAUGAUCAUAAAGUUGACAUGCACGCUGGUUCCACUUUUAACCACCGCUAUGUCAAAUCCAAUCCGCGUGAAGUAGAGAACGCUACUUGGAUGCUAACCGUAUUCCAUUGCUUUGGGCAGUACUUCUGCCUCCAUUUCGAAGCGUUCCAGCUUGGGAUGGGUCCAGUAUACAUGGCAUUCCUGAGAUUCAUGGGGGACGAGGAAGAUGCACGGAGCUACAGCUACAGCUUAGAAGUGGGAGGCAGUGGGAGGAAGCUAACAUGGGAAGGAACCCCAAGAAGCAUCAGAGAUAGCCACAGGAAAGUAAGAGACAGCAACGACGGUCUCAUCAUCCAAAGAAACAUGGCUCUCUUUUUCUCCGGUGGAGACAGGAAAGAGCUUAAACUUAGAGUCACUGGUAAAAUCUGGAAAGAGCAACACAGUCCAGAUUCUGGACUUUCCAUACCAAACCUAUCUUCUUCCUGAUCAUUCUUUUAUCUUUUUGUUUUUUCUCUCUUUGAGAAGGAAUGUUGUAUGAUGAUUCGUUUGCACUCUUCUUCUUUGUCUGUAUCUAAAACAUAUCAUGAAUGAAUGUUUCAUCUUAUAGUCUCAUAUUUUGGCA